Messenger RNA from Paramecium sonneborni, 554 nucleotides. The record is from the annotation of a GenBank genome assembly. Lineage: Eukaryota; Ciliophora; Oligohymenophorea; Peniculida; Parameciidae.
CGAAUAAAAAAUAUUAUGGAAAGAAGAGAAGAUGAUGUACAAUACUAUAAGAUUGAUAAUUCAAAUGAAUAAUAAGACAAGAUUAUAUUAACUUUGUUUUAAAUAUUGAUGAAUGCCUUAAUGGGAAGUCUAUUUUUUUAUUAUUCAACUCAUGAGAGUAAGUAUGGUAUUCAAUUUUAAUGAUAAAGGUGGUGAUUAAUGUAAAUUUUUAAGACCUUGUGCAUUAUGGUUUGGAAUAUAUUGUUUUUUUAGUUUGUUUGCUUCAAUGUAAAAUGAAAAUAAUAAUUAAUUUUAUAAUUAGAGUACUUAAUCCAUAUGCAAUUUAUUAUAAACAUGAUUAGAUUUUUGAUUAUGCAAACAUAGUUGAAGGAUCGAUGAAACUAGUUUUCUUUAUCUUAUUUUGUGUAAGAAUAGGAAUAAAAUUAGAUUGCAUUAAUAAUAUCAAAUAAUUGUGGAUAACUAAAGGUUUUGACAUUAAUAUAUAUAAUUUUUAAUGUAAUUGUAUUUUUGAUGUUAUGUGGACUGCCAUAUUUUGCAAAGCCUAAAAAAGAUGA